AUGGCACCCCUAUACAAGAAAGUCCUCAUCAUCGGCGCCACCUCCGGCAUAGGCGAAGCCCUCGCCACCAAGCUCCUCGAUGGCGGUACCUCCGUGAUAGUCACCGGCCGCCGACAAGAGCGCCUCGACGCCUACGUCUCGAAACACUCGAACAGCACAACCAGCCCCAGCCCCAGCGCCACUGUCAACUCAAUUGCCCUCGACAUCACAAACCUCAGCGCAAUUCCCUCCUUCGCCGCCUCCGUCACGCAAGCCCACCCAGACCUCGACAGCGUGAUCCUCAACGCCGGCAUACAGCGGCCGUUCGACUUCUCGCGCCCCGCGACCGUCGACCUGGACGCCUUCGGCAAGGAGCUGCUUACCAACUACACGGCCUACGUGCACCUGGUUACGGCGCUGCUGCCGCACCUGCAGGCACUAGGCAAACAAACACAAACGCACCUCGUGUUCGUGAGCGCGUCGCUCGCUCUGGUGCCGACGCUCGUGCGGACGCCGGGUUACAACGCCAGCAAGGCGGCGCUGCACUCGUGGAUCACGAACCUGCGGCAGCAGCUCCGGGACAAUGGCGAUAGCGUGCGGGUCGUGGAGGUGUUCCCGCCGGCGGUGCAGACGGAGCUGCACGAUACGAGACACCAGCCGGACAUGGUCAAUGGGGGCGAGAUCGGCAUGCCGCUUCCGGCUUACAUUGAUGCCAUGUAUAAGGGGUUGGAGAAGGGGAAUGACCAGUUCGCCAUCGGACAUGCUGAUGUUUGGCUCGCGGAUGGGGGUUUUGAGGCUGAGAGGCAGAAGCUGUUUGAGGAGGGACAGGUUGCAGUGAAAGGCGCCUUGGCGAAGUACCUCAAGUGA
This is a messenger RNA of Anthostomella pinea, 846 nucleotides long. NCBI's taxonomy places the organism in Eukaryota, Fungi, Ascomycota, Sordariomycetes, Xylariales, Xylariaceae. The record is from the annotation of a GenBank genome assembly.